Messenger RNA from Ceutorhynchus assimilis (cabbage seed weevil), 2515 nucleotides. Lineage: Eukaryota; Metazoa; Arthropoda; Insecta; Coleoptera; Curculionidae. The record is from the annotation of a GenBank genome assembly.
UAAAAAUUUAAAAAAUGGAAAAUGAACUUACUUAAUUUAUUUUAAAAAAUGAUAAAAAGAGUAGCUUUAGGAGUUUCUGGGGGUGUUGAUAGUGCUGUCGCUGCCCUUCUGUUAAAAAAUAAAGGUUUCGAUGUCCAAGGCGUCUUUAUGAAAAAUUGGGACAUUGCCGACGAAAAAGGUAGUUGUCGCGCAGAUGAAGAUUACAAAGAUGCCAGUCAGUUAUGUAAACAAUUAAAUAUCAAAUUGCAUCAUGUUAAUUUUGUUAAGGAAUAUUGGAAUGAAGUUUUUUGCAAUUUAGUUAAAGAAUAUGAGACAGGCAAUACACCAAAUCCUGAUAUUUUAUGCAAUAGAAAUGUUAAGUUUAAUUAUUUUUAUAAAUAUUCUAUGGAACACUUAAAAGCAGAUGCUAUUGCUACAGGACAUUAUGCUAAUACAAGUUUUGGGCCAUAUUUAGAACAUUAUAAUCCUAAUGAAGGGGUGAAACUUUUGAGAGCCAAAGACACCAAAAAAGACCAAACAUUUUUCUUAUGUCAAGUGCAACAGGAAGCUCUGAAAAAAACAAUGUUUCCUUUGGGCAAUCUUAUGAAGUGGGAAGUAAAACAUAUUGCAACAGAAAAUAAUUUAGAAAAAUUUGCUUUUAAACAUGAAAGUAUGGGAAUCUGUUUUAUUGGGUCUAGGAAUUUUCAAGAUUUCAUUGAGGAGUAUAUUCCAGACAAACCAGGCAAAUUUGUGGAUAUUGACACAGGACAAAUUGUAGGAGAACAUAAAGGUAUUCACAAAUGGACUUUGGGCCAAAGAUCUAGACUGCCAGGGCUGCCAGAAGCAUAUUUUACUUGUAAAAAAAAUGCAGAAGAUAAUAUAAUUUAUGUUGCAAAAGGUACCAAACAUCCGUCAUUCCACGGGUCGCUAUUAUUCACCACAAAGCCACAUUGGAUCCACUCAAAACCCAAAGAACUCAAAAAAGACAAUAUUUUAACAUGCGAUUUUAAAUUCCAACACACAGAAGAAUGGGCUUCGUGUAAAGUUUGUCAGUGCAAUGACGGUUUAUUAGUUAAACUGGAAAAAUCCAAACGGGCCUUAACUCCCGGACAAUUUGCAGUGUUUUAUAGAGGCGACGAAUGUCUGGGGAGUGCAAAAAUAUUGAACAGUGCUCCGUCAAAUUUUACUUUGUAUUAUUUGCAGAAUGGCACGUUGAAAACGGCAAAAAAAAUUAUAGAAGAAGGUCAGUGUAGGAAAAUGGAAAAUUUUAGUGAAAAACAGAAACUUGUAAAUAAAGUUGGUAAUAGCUAAAAGAAAAUAAAGAAAUAUGUUUUUUUUUUAGUUUACCUUUUAUUCUCUUAUGGAUUAGGUACUUAGGUACUUUUUUUAAUAAAUCUACAAAAAAUUUCUGAGUUUUACUAUUUUCAUUCCAAAAUAUAUAGAAUAGUAAUAGAAAUUUUACACAUUUUACCUAUUUAUUAUAAUGAUUUUAAAUAGUUAUUUUCCUAACAAGUGCGGAAAGUGAUACUUUCCCACACGCGACUGCCGUUGACCCGAACGACGCGAAGCGGAGUUCGGGCAAGCAGUCGAGUGCGGGAAAGACACUUUCCGCAUGAGUAAGGAACAUUAUUUUUUCUACGAGCGCGUUCAAAUAUAGAAAUAAAAAUUAAGUAAAUUCAAAGCGAUAUAUUAUUGAAGAAAUCGUUCAAUUACAAUAGUUAUUUAUGUAUCAAGGGUACAUGUAUAUAUACAAGUAUAUAUUCAAGUAUAUAUACAAUUAUAUAUACAAGCAUAUAUACAAGUAUAUAUACAAUUAUAUAUACAAGCAUAUAUACAAGUAUAUAUACAAUUAUAUAUACAAGCAUAUAUACAAGUUUAUAUACAAGUAUAUAUACAAUUAUAUAUACAAGCAUAUAUACAAAUAUAUAUACAAGUACCAUAUGUUAACCAACGUUAAAAAAACCAUACCUGUAUACAAUAUCAAAAAAAAUUAUUAAAUUUUUGAAAGAUCCACAAAUUAGAAUAAUAUGGAUUAAAAUAGCAAAAAUGUAUGCAGACAAAAUUGAUAAAAUGUUUGAUUAAUUAACAAAACUGACACUUCUGAACGCCACUUUCCCGCACUAGUGCGGGAAAAUGACAUUUUCGGAACUAAAAUGCGUGCGGGAAAGUGAUAAAAAAUGCACGCUCGUAGAAAAAAUUAUUUUCGUUUUCAGUUAUUCGAUUUGAACAUGACAUAUUUCCUUAAUACUAGUUUUAAUAUAUUUUUUAACUUUAUUUUUCGUUAAUUCUUAUAAUAAUCUAAUUAAAAAUUAUAUUGGAUAUCGGGAGCAUCAAAUUGUUCCCAAGCGAAUUUUUUUCGUUUAUCCACUGCAGGCACUCUUUGGAAGUUGUCGUAUCUCAAUGUUUGCCUUACAGCUUGAAAAUUGCUGGGUGCACUUUCGUCUGGAAAUUGGUCUUGGACUGCUAUUGGGACACUAAGUACCAUUGUAGCAAUCAUGAACGAUAGAAGAAUAGUUGCCAUGAUGGUGUGAUUUUU